AUGGGGCCAGUUCGGUCACUGCGACGCACCAACCCGCUCACAAUCAUAGUGGGUGUGGUGUUGUGUAUAGUGAUUUUCAUCUUCAUACUCCAGCCCUCGAAUUCGGACCCGCCAGCAAGGAAGGCCGCCGCGGCAUCGAAUCCUCUAUCUCCACCUACAUCACCGUUUCGAAAACAGAACGAGCAGGCAAAUGGAAAACGAAUUCCUCCUCCGGUGGUGCAUUACCAUAUGAACAACCUCACAAGCUCCAGUGAUCCUGUUGGGAACCGGGAAACUGUCCUUAUCCUGACACCACUCGCCAAAUUUUACCAAGAGUAUUGGGAUAAUCUGCUGCGACUAUCAUAUCCCCAUGAACUCGUAACACUUGCGUUCAUAAUACCGAAGAAUCGAGAAGGAAAUGCUGCCACGGCGGCUCUGCAAGAGCAAAUCACCAAGACGCAGAAGUCUGGACCGGAAAAGAAGCGAUUUGCAAGUAUCAUCAUCGAGAGACAGGAUUUUGAGCCGCCAUUGGUUUCACAGACGGAGACGGAGCGGCAUAAGAUGGAGAACCAGAAGGCGCGACGUGCUGCCAUGUCAAGAGCGAGGAAUUCCCUUCUGUUCACCACUCUGGGGCCCUCCACCUCGUGGGUUCUGUGGCUGGAUGCGGAUAUCGUGGAGACCCCACCAACUUUAAUUCAAGAUCUUGCAGCACACAACAAACCGAUCAUUGUUCCAAACUGUUUCCAGCGAUUCACUGAUCCCAAGACGAGGAGACGUGCGGAACGACCUUAUGAUUUCAACAGUUGGCAAGAUAGUGAGACGGCACAGAAACUUGCAGAAGGGAUGGGUAAAGACGACAUUCUGUUGGAAGGGUAUGCACAAAUGGCUACAUAUCGAACAUUGAUGGCAUACAUGGCAGAAAACAAUGGGGACCUGAAGCAGGAGGUUGACCUAGAUGGUGUUGGAGGGACAGCGUUGUUGGUUAAGGCAGAGGUGCACCGAGAUGGGGCUAUGUUUCCACCUUUCCCCUUCUACAACUUGAUUGAGACGGAAGGAUUUGCGAAGAUGGCGAAGAGGCUAGGGUGGAGCUCAUUUGGGCUACCGAAUUACAAGGUGUACCAUUACAAUGAGUGA
Messenger RNA from Hyaloscypha bicolor E, 1113 nucleotides. Its product is annotated as glycosyltransferase family 62 protein. Gene Ontology annotation, cellular component: mannan polymerase complex. The record is from RefSeq and is a predicted model, not a curated record. Gene Ontology annotation, molecular function: alpha-1,6-mannosyltransferase activity. Gene Ontology annotation, biological process: cell wall mannoprotein biosynthetic process; protein N-linked glycosylation. Bases 1 to 1113 code for a protein of 370 amino acids. Lineage: Eukaryota; Fungi; Ascomycota; Leotiomycetes; Helotiales; Hyaloscyphaceae. The transcript has 2 exons.